Molecule: messenger RNA, 1524 nt
Organism: Miscanthus lutarioriparius
Lineage: Eukaryota; Viridiplantae; Streptophyta; Magnoliopsida; Poales; Poaceae
Source: the annotation of a GenBank genome assembly
AUGACUUCCUCCGUUGCUUCUCUUUCCUUCUUCUGCCUGCUUGUGCUUCUGCUUCCUGCUCCACAUGGCGCCUCCUCCCAUGCAAGCUACAAGCAAGGGUCCAGACAAAUUUUUUCCAGGACAUCUGGCAGGUCUUCUGGCAACUCCCAGCAGGCCUCCUCGGUGUCUACUGCAACCACCUGCUCGUCCCUCGCAACUGGCCUAGGAAACAACAAGGUACCCGUAGUGCACCGGCAGAGCCCAUGCUCGCAGUUGCACGGACUGCCGUCCCUGACGGCGGCAGAUGUCUUGCGUCGUGAUGCCUCUCUCAUCUGGCGCCGUUUCUCCUCACAAUCGUCUCUGGUGGAUGCGCUGGCCCCAUCGCCGGCAGUGGCUGCGCUGGGCCCAUCGCCGGCAGCAACCGUGCUGGCCCCAUCGCCGGCAGCGACCAUAAUCCCUGCCAACGGCUCGUCGGACCCGAGGACGCUACCGGGCGCGCUGGACUACAGCGUGCUCGUUAACUAUGGCACGCCAGAGCAGCAGUUCCCGGUGUUCCUCGACACCAGCAGCGUCGGCGCGUCCAUGCUCCGGUGCAAGCCCUGCGCCUCAGGUUCCAACGACUGUGAUCCGGCGUUCGACACGUCGCAGUCCUCGACGUUCGCCAAUGUCCUCUGCGGCUCGCCGGACUGUCCUACCAACUGCUCCGGCGGCUCGUUCUGCCCGCUCGACGGCAUAUACUCGGUCAUCAACGGCACGUUUGCGGAGGAUGUGCUCGCGCUGGCGCCGUCCACGGCCAUCAACAACUUCAAAUUCGUCUGCCUGAACGUGAGUAAACCUGAUGACCAGCCGGUGGCCGGGACCCUCGACCUCAGCCGCGACCGCAACUCACUGCCGUCGCAGCUAUCGUCGUCGGGGCAGGCCCCUGCCGCCGCCUUCUCCUACUGCCUGCCUAAAUCCCCGAGCUCCCAGGGCUUCCUCUCCCUCGGCGUCAACGCCACCGUCAAAGACGACAACGUCACAGCGCACGCCCCGCUGGUGAGCAACGGCGACCCGGAGCUGGCGAGCAUGUACUUCAUCGACCUCGUCGGGAUGAGCCUCGGUGACGAGGACCUCCCGAUUCCGGUGGGGACCUUCGGCAGCAACGGCACCAACCUGGACGUGGGGACCACCUUCACCAUGCUGGCGCCGGACGCGUACACGGCGCUGAGUAACUCCUUCCAGAAGCAGAUGUCGCGGUACAACUUCUCGUCGCCGGGUAUCGGCGGCUUCGACACGUGCUUCAACUUCACCGAUCUGAAUGACCUCGUCAUACCGAACGUUCAGUUCAAGUUCAGUAACGGCGACAUCCUGGAGAUCCACGCAGACCAGAUGCUGUACUACGACGACACCGACGCCGCUCCGUUCACCAUGGCCUGUCUCGCCUUCUCCUCCUUGGACGCCGGCGAUUCCUUCUCUGCCGUGAUUGGGUCGUAUACGCUGGCGACCACGGAGGUGGUCUACAACGUGGCCGGAGGAGAGGUUGGCUUCAUCCCAUGGAGCUGCUAA